AUGCUGGGUAGCAAGCGGCUGGGACUGUCCGGACUGACCCUCGCCCUGUCGCUGCUCGUGUGCCUGGGCGCUCUGGCCGAGGCGUACCCCUCCAAGCCAGACAACCCCGGAGAGGACGCGCCGGCCGAGGACUUGGCCAGAUACUACUCGGCGCUGCGACACUACAUCAAUCUCAUCACCAGGCAAAGAUAUGGAAAACGAUCUAGCCCUGAGACACUGAUUUCAGACCUCUUGAUGAGAGACAGCACGGAAAACAUUCCCAGAACUAGGCUGGAAGAUCCUUCUGUGUGGUGAUGGGAAAUGAAACUCGCUCUCCGGUCUUUGCCUAUUUUUCAACCCUCAUUUCAUCCUGUAAAACUAGAGUCUGCUGGUCCUCCCAAUGCAUGCAGCCCCUGUGCUCACCUCUGCAGAAGUUCCUUGUGUUGUCAUUGUAUAUGUGUGCAUUUAAAUAAAGUACCAUGCAUUCAAAA
Molecule: messenger RNA, 470 nt
Organism: Hippopotamus amphibius kiboko
Lineage: Eukaryota; Metazoa; Chordata; Mammalia; Artiodactyla; Hippopotamidae
Gene: NPY
Product: neuropeptide Y
Exons: 3
Coding region: 1-294 (97 amino acids)
Biological process (GO): feeding behavior; neuropeptide signaling pathway
Cellular component (GO): extracellular region
Molecular function (GO): neuropeptide Y receptor binding; neuropeptide hormone activity
Source: RefSeq, a predicted model, not a curated record